This is a messenger RNA of Haliotis rufescens (red abalone), 2242 nucleotides long. Its product is annotated as intraflagellar transport protein 74 homolog. The transcript is spliced from 23 exons. The record is from RefSeq and is a predicted model, not a curated record. Bases 123 to 1907 code for a protein of 594 amino acids. Lineage: Eukaryota; Metazoa; Mollusca; Gastropoda; Lepetellida; Haliotidae. Gene Ontology annotation, molecular function: beta-tubulin binding. Gene Ontology annotation, cellular component: centrosome; cilium; intraciliary transport particle B. Gene Ontology annotation, biological process: cilium assembly; intraciliary transport involved in cilium assembly.
CUGCUGAACAAAUUAAGGGGAAACAACUCUACUUAACAAGUGCGUGUUCCAUCGCGCCCGUUACACGACAACGCUAGCUUCCGGUUGCAUUCCAGUCAAGUGUUGACAUCGUAACCAAGAAAAUGAGCCAACGACCCCCAAGUAGCAGUGGUCGUCCAAUCACAGGGGCAGCUCGCCCCCCAGGGACAGCUGCAGGGAGACAGCCUGGGACGGCCACCAGAUUGACAACUGCUAUGAAUCCAGGCACAGCUAGACCAGGGACCAGGGGAGGGCAGAUAGGAGGAGGCGUGGCCCUGAUGUCCCAGGUGACGGUGGUAGAUCGUCCCACGACGCAGCAGGGCUUGGGAGGAAUGAAGACAGCCAAGCAAGGUGGGAGACAAGUUAUGGACAAGACAUACUACCUUGGCUUGAUCAGGAGUAAGAUCAAUGAGCUGAAUGCAGAAGUGAUCCGACUGAACAAGGAUAUUGAGAAUGCUAAUGAUGAGAACUCCAGCUACCUCUCAUAUGAGAAAAGAGCUGAGGCUUUGGCUGGAGAGAUCCGAGACCUGCAGGGAGAACUUGGUGAUUAUAAUACUCUGGUGGAUAAACUGACAACAGACGAGGACAUCCAGGAUGUGGAGUUUGACUGUAACAAUCUGAAAUCACAGAAUGACAGAGAAGCAAAGAAAAUAGAAGACAUGUUUGACGUCAAGAAACAGAAGGAGGACAUGAUCAGCCAGCUGAACACAGAGCUGGAUCAGGAGAAGCGCAUGGCAGACAGUCUGGUCAAUGACAUGGAGCCGGAGAUGAGGCAGAAAUAUUUCAAGAUGAAGGAUAUGAACGAGCACCUGCUGAAGCAGCUGGAGAAUGGCCAGCAGGAACUGGAUCAGCUCAACUCCAAGAUCGAGGGCUUGCAGGAUGAGCUGUCUAUGUCACAAGUCAAGCAAGAAGCAGUGCGACUGUACGAGCAGCUUCAUGAGCUGGACGCGAGGCGAGACCAGCUGGUGGAGGAGGCCAAGUCACGGGGGACGCCAGCGGAGGAGAGGGAGAAGUUGCUGAAGCAAGUAAAGGAAGACAACCAGGAGAUAGCCAGCAUGGAGAGACAGACCAAGGAGUUACAGGAGCGCAUUGAGCAGAUCCAGGAGGAGGUGAGGCAGCUGGACCUCGACAUUGAGGAGAAUCAGGGAGAAAGAAAUCAGAAGUACAAGGAGUUGAAGAAGAGAGAGGAGAACAUGGAUGAAUUCCUGAACACAUAUGAAGCAUCCAAGUCCCAUGAACUGCAAAGGAUCACGGAACUUGAAGGCAGCAUUGUAGAGGCGAUGGAGCGCAUGAGCAGGAACAUGGGUCGAUUCUCCCACCUCCCGACCCCCAAGGAGCUGGCCAGCAUGAAGGAGGACCUGGCCUUCAAGGAGGGGGAGAUGAAGAAGUCGGAAACCACGGCGACAGGACUCGCUUCAGAGCGGGAGAAGCUACAGCAGGACCUGGCCAAGAUGCAUCAGUUCGAGGAGAAGCUGAAGGAAGAGCUGGUGGUCCUCAAGGAGAAGGUGAAGGUCAUGGAGAAGGAGAUCGAAACGUACGGGGACCUCAACAUGCUCAAGGAAGAGUCAGAGGCCAAGAAAAAUAAACUGAUGGAGGAUCGAAUCAAUCUUUUGCGUCGACGUGAUGCAUUCAAGAAACUGAUUCAGCAACUCCAGUCUAAGUACGAGGGCCUCAAAGCUCAGCUCAAUGACAAUGAAACUUAUACACAGCUGUCCAAUCUGGAGAGAAAAUGGCAGCAACACGAACAGAACAACUUCUCCAUGAAGGAAUUUAUCUCUGCACGGACAAUGGAGUGUGACUUCGUCCCGAUCAGUCGCCGCGUAUACAGAGGACUGGAUGACUUCAAUGUUCUGCUCCAGGACAGACUGGCAGGCAAACACGCCAUCUAGAGUGAAAUUCAACAGCAAUGCUAACCUGUUUAUAUUAUUUCAUACACAAACCUAUUGAGGAGGAAAUCUACAGUUUGAUGUCAAUAAAAAAACACAAAUUAAAUGACAACUAAUGCAGCAGUUAUGAAAUUGCUUAGUUUACGGGACAAACCUCACCAUGCCAUACAUGUAUCAAAGUUCAUUUAUAAAUUUUUCUUCUCCACUGUUGGUAAAAAUGUUCAGUAAUGUGAGCAAUAUAAACAGGUUGCCCCAAUCAUUCCACUGUAGAAGUCUUCUCUACAACACAUCCGUCCAUUGUUGAAAUACAUGUAUAUUGUAAUAAAUUAUUGUCAUGU